Messenger RNA from Spodoptera frugiperda (fall armyworm), 2729 nucleotides. RefSeq names its product rab GTPase-binding effector protein 1 (gene Rbpn-5). Lineage: Eukaryota; Metazoa; Arthropoda; Insecta; Lepidoptera; Noctuidae. Gene Ontology annotation, molecular function: GTPase activator activity; metal ion binding. Gene Ontology annotation, cellular component: intracellular membrane-bounded organelle. The transcript is spliced from 14 exons. The coding region runs from base 180 to 1946 and encodes 588 amino acids. The record is from RefSeq and is a predicted model, not a curated record. Gene Ontology annotation, biological process: endocytosis.
UUUUUUUAACUGUCAACACAAUAACGUCAAACGUCAACUGAAAAACGUCAAAUAGUUUUCAUGAUUUCAUCUCUUUUUUCUCUGCAAUAUUCAUAAUUUCUAAACUUUUCAAGUGCUAAAUUGGUGUAAUAAUGCUAAAAAUUCGGAGACUAGUAUCAUAUUAGUAAUAAUUUAAGUUAAUGAACAGUCAGUCCAAGAUGUCGAACGACAUAGCUGAAAGUGCAAAAGUGGAGGCCGCGGAAGAGUGCAACGGCCCGUCCCCAGACCAAACGCGACGAUUACUUGAAGAAGAAUUUAAUGUGCAACGAGCGAAAAUGAAAGAGUUGUUCUUACAAAAAGAAGAGGACAUGAGGAAGAUGCUGCAGGACAAGGAGCAGCUGGAGUCGGAGGUGCUGGGGCUCCGGGCGGAGCUGCAGCAGCUGCAGACCCUCAGUGAAAACCAGAAGUCCGAGAUACAGAGCUUGCAGAUGCUUGUUAGCGAGACCGUGGAGGCCUCGUCUUCAGGCACGGAAGAAGUGAGAAGACUGCGAGUCAGGAACCUGGAGCUGGAACAGCAUCUGAACCAAAUGAGACAACAACAACAGGAGGUGUCGCUGGCGCCGGCCACCUUCGUGCGCUCGCUCGCCAGGAAGCUCGGCGCUGAUGCUGAGGAGCAGCAGCCUAGGAAAGAAGAGGAGCUGCUCCGGUCCAUCAUCCAGCCUCUGGAGAUGGAGAUCUCAGCGCUGAAGACCAAGUUACGUGACACUGACGCGCAGCUACAGGACGCUUUGGCGAAAGCGAAAGCAACAGCCUCAGCGGCUCCCAGUGGCGAUGCCAAACAAGAUUCAGAAUCGAGCAGACAGUGCGACAUGUGCGUGAACUACGAGAAGCAGCUCGUGCUGGAGCAGGCCAAGGCCGAGCAGGCACGGGACCGCGCCAACAUGAAGGAACUCGCGCUCAAACAGGCGACGGACGAGCUAGAAGGCGUCCGUUCCCUGCACGACGAGACGGUGCGGUCGUGGCAGUCGGAGCGGUCGGCCAGCGCGGGCCAGCUGGACGCGCUGCAGGCCGCCGUGCGCGCCGCCGGCGACACGCUGGCGCUGCACGUGCAGCAGGCCGAGCAGGCCGAGCAGCGGGCGCUGCAGCUCGUCACCGAGCUCACCGUCGACAGGGAGACGCUGCAGAAGAAACUUGAUAGUUUAGAAAGAGACAACGCGAUGCUGAUUGGUCAGUACACGAAGAAAGCAGCUGAAAUGCAGAACGAAGUAAUAGACUUACCCGACAAUGUAGAAGAGCUACAGAUGCACACACUCCGCCUCCGUGAGCAGUUGAUAUUCUGCCAACUGGGCCGGGAGGAGGCGGCCGCCGCCGAGCGAGACCUCAGGGCCCAACUACUGGAACACGGAGACCUGUUCCGGAGACAGGAGGCUGAACUAGCCACGCUUAGAAUACAGCUCAAGGAGGCACUCGACGAGGUAGACCGACUGCAAACCGAGCAAGCCCAGAUGAAGGAGCUGGGCGACAAGCUGCGGCAGUCGAGCGAGCUGGCGGAGCGGCUGCUGGAGGACAAGCGGCGCCUGCAGGCCGAGCUGCACGACGUGCGCGCCCGCGUCUCCGUGCUGCAGCAGGAGCUGGAUAACAGUGAGAAGGUGCAGCAGGACUUCGUCAGGCUCUCGCAGUCGCUGCAGGUACAACUGCAACGUAUCCGCGAGGCCGACACGGAGGUCCGAUGGCAGCACGAGGACGAUGUGCACGACUGUCCCUCCUGCCACACACAUCUACCCAACAACAAGAAGAAGAUGCACUGCCGGCACUGCGGGCGCAUCUUCUGCGCGUCGUGCGUGUGCCACAGCGUGCCGGCGGGCCCGCGCGGCGCGCCCGCCCGCGUGUGCUCGGUCUGCCGGACGUUACUGCAGCCCCACGCCGCGCCCUACUUCAGCACCGACCCGCCGCGCUCGCCCGACUAGUACUCCAUCACACACGAGGGGCCAUCUCCGCACCGUCCAUCUUGCACAUACUUACCAUCAAAUGUUGAAGAGAUGCCUGUCGUCCAAAACGUUGCGCGCCCCGUGCUAAGUACCUAGUGUUCCAAGUGUCACCUCGUCGCGACUAUAGUAGAACAAGUGUAGCUAGCUGGUAGUUAUUAAGUUAUGUCGUUGGGACGCCCGGUUGGUAGGAUACGAGGUACGAAGUCAACAGCCAGAUAGGAUAUGAUGUGUUGGUUAUAAAAGACACACGUUACAUAAGAAUAUGUAUCGGUUAUUGUUAUGUUCGUCGACGGGUGAGGACUGGUGUAUCAUACUAGUGGUUUGAGAGUAACUUCGGACUAACACGCCGCGGCUUCGCAGCGAGAACACCGCUACAAGAUUAGCUACGCGCAAAACAACGCAUAUGCCACGCCUACGCGUGUCCUCGCUACGCAACCGCGACGUAUUCGUUUUGCGUCCGCUACGCUAGUAUAAAACCCAAAAGUUUAGAUCUUUACAUACGGUGCCUGGCAUAUAUCGGCAUUAGUCUGAUCUUACGUAAUGAAUUAGAAAUCUCGAGAUGUGCGAGCCACUGUCUCUUUCAUCGUUCGCGAGGUGCAGUGGUUGUCGGGCGGGCUGUUGACGCUGGGGUCGGAGUGCGACCGACAAGUGAUAACGUGUGCCGCUUGGCACUCGAUAGUAAGUUAUGACAUCUAGCGAUAGUUUAGGCUAAGAGUUGUAAUAUAAAAAUAUUUUAUUGUAAAUAAAAGAGCUCCAUAUUGA